Molecule: messenger RNA, 846 nt
Organism: Magnolia sinica
Lineage: Eukaryota; Viridiplantae; Streptophyta; Magnoliopsida; Magnoliales; Magnoliaceae
Exons: 2
Coding region: 1-846 (281 amino acids)
Source: RefSeq, a predicted model, not a curated record
AUGGCAUUGUCUGCAAUGAUCAGCGGGCUCAAGGAUGGGAGAUUCCUGUUCUCGAUUGGGAAGAACCUACCUUCAACUCUUAGUGAGCUUAUCAGCCGCACACAGAAGUAUAUUAAUGAUGAAGAGUUCUUCAGCUCACGUAAGAGCAACCAGACCUGUGAGUCCUCGUCUAAGGGGAAGAGUUGGAGGGACGAAGAAUCACAGUGCGCGGAUAAAAGGAGGUCGGACGACAACGCCUCCCGAGAUAGAAGACCGAGCAGGAGGCCCGAGAGCAAGUUCAGCUCCUAUACUCCUCUCAAUAUGUCUCCAGAGCAGAUCCUGAUAGACAUUCAAGAUCAGAGCCACAACACUAGUGAUUGCAUCGACCUAAAGGAAGAGAUCGAGACCCUCAUCCGCAAGGGUCAUCUACGCCAAUAUGUAAAAGAAGAGCGGCAGAACCUGAAGGAUGACCAACUUCACAAAGUUGUGAAGGAGACUACAGAGAUUCGAACGAUCUAUAAGGGCCCGUCCGGUGGCGGAGAUUUGAAUCGGGCUCAUAAAGCCCAUUCCAAGAGCUCCGACCUCAGGCAUUACAUCUACUUGGUUGAAAGGCCAAGGAAAGAGCUCAGAGUAAGCCCCUAUAGCCUCACGUUUACAGAGCACGACAUGAGGGGCAUCCAGCACCCCUAUGAUGAUGCCUUAGUAGUUGCGAUGACAAUAGCUACUCAUAAAGUCUACCGUAUCCUAGUUGACACUGGAAGCUCGGCUGAUAUACUCUACUCCGAGGCGUUCGACAAAAUGAGGAUAGACAUGUCGCGCCUCCGACCCGUGAAGACUCCUCUGCAUGGGUUUGCUAGAAUAAGGUGA